This is a messenger RNA of Eruca vesicaria subsp. sativa (arugula), 654 nucleotides long. NCBI's taxonomy places the organism in Eukaryota, Viridiplantae, Streptophyta, Magnoliopsida, Brassicales, Brassicaceae. The record is from the annotation of a GenBank genome assembly.
AUGAAGAACUCACCAAGAAACAAAGAUGACUCACAAAGCUCCCCUCCUCCUUCACCAAGCAACAUCAUAACCAUCACCGUCAACAACCCCGGACAACCCUAUAUCACCACACCCGAAACCAUCAGUGUCCUCCGUAGCAGCGCUUCUACCUACCGUCAAGUUGUCCGGUGGCUAACCGGACCCCCCAUGGAUCCUAACCCAACCGUCCAACCCGCCCCGGAUCCGAGGUACCCGCUCCCUCCACUCAGACCCGUCCCCAACAUGAAGCACUCUUCUUCUUCUUCCUCCACCAUCUACCAACGCCGCAAAUUCAAGAACCAUCCCAAGAUCAACCCGGUACGUUCCGGUUUAACCGAGAGACUCUCCCCAAGCAUCCUCAACAUGCAGUCUCUCGUUCUCAGCAGCCCUGACACUACUCUUGUUCAUGGCCCGUUUUCUCGUUCCGGGUCUAUUACUCCGAGCCCUAGCGCUACCGAGUCCCGUGAGUACGACCCGAAACGUGACUCCGACGUCGAGGAGAGAGAGAUAAGAGAGAGAGGGUUUUACUUGCACCCGUCACCGUCGUCUACUCCGACGGAUCCGAAGCCUCAACUUCUGGAUCUCUUUCCGAUGACUUCUACUCGAGCUUCAGAUUCUCCAGCCUCCUCCACCUAA